UUCUGCUUUUAUUUCUCGGGGUUUUCUCCAUAUUUUUUCUUAUUUGUUCUCCUUACCUUCUGAUUUCACCAGAAAAUUUAUUUUAUUCUGAUUUUUCUUUUGUUCUAGGGUCCUCUUCCGUUACUUCCAUUUUUCUUCAUCCCUCUGAUUUUACAGGAUUUUUUCUGAUUUUUUGUUCUGAUUUUAAUUUUGGAUUUUUAGUGUUCUCCUUACCUUCUGGUUUACGAGAAAUUUUUUUUAUUCUGAUUUCUGUUUUUUUUGGGGUCCCCUUCGUUGCUGUCCAUUUCUCUUCAUCUCUCUGGUUUUACAGAAUUUUUUCUGUUUUUAUUUUUCGGAUUUUAUGGUUCCCCUCCCGGUUUGUCCAUUUCACUCUUCAAAAUAUUACCCAAAAAAUUAUUUUUUUAUUUUUAAGAUGCGACAUGUCUUUGUUGGUAUUGAUCUUUCAACAUCAAUCCUUUCAAAAGAUGUUGAACCUAGUAGAUUACGAGUUGUGAGGGAAUGUCUAUUAAAUUUUGUAAAUAAAUUUUUUGAGCUCAAUCCUUUGUCUGCUAUGGGUCUAAUAAUUGGACGUGACAAGAAGGGUGAUUGCUUUUGUGGAUUUUCAAUUACAUAUCACAUCCUCGAAACUAGUUUAAUUUUCCUAAUAUGUGUUUGGGGCUCUUUCCAAUUUCUACCACCUUCUAUUUUUCAAGGUAGUCUUCAAAAAUUGACUGAAGCAUUUAAUUCUCUCAAUGAAGCGUCUUGUGGUGGAACAGAAUUUUCUUUACAUUCAAUGCUGGAAACUGCUUUAAAUCAUUUUAGAAAUGUUCCUGCCCACACAAGCAAAGAAUGUAUUUUUAUUGUUGCAAGUUUGAGUACUAUUGAUGCUUCUAGUUUAAAACAAAUUUAUGAGCAAUUAAAAAUGCAAUCUGUUCGUUGUUCAAUAAUUUCUUUUUUGGCUGAAGUUUAUGCUUUUAAAAAACUUUGUGUUACUACACAAGGAAAGUAUGGAGUAGCUUUAGAUAAGGAACAUUUUGACCUUUUACUUACUGAACACUUACAACCUCCACCUCUCAAACCAAAACAAGGACAUCAAGAUAGUAUUGUAAAAAUGGGGUUUCCAAUUAAAAAGGCGAAGAAAAUUGUUUCUUUUUGUGCUUGUCACGAAUUGGCUGGUGAUGCUUUAGACCUUUCAAAACAAAAUGAAUAUGCUUAUAUUUGUCCGCAAUGUGGUUCUCAUUAUUGCCAAACUCCUACAAAUUGUCGUGUUUGUGGCCUUUUAUUAUUAACUGCACCCCAAUUAGCACGUGCUCAUCAACAUUUGGAGCCGUUGCCAGCAUUUGUGGAGUCUACACCGAUUGAAGGGACAACAUGUUUUGCCUGUGAUGAACUUUUAUUUUCUUCAAUUAAAGCCUAUUUUUGCAAAAAUUGUAAUGCACAAUUUUGUAUAGAAUGUGAUAUUCUUUUACAUGAAUCUUUACAAGUUUGUCCGUCUUGUGGUUAA
Meloidogyne enterolobii is the source of this 1483-nucleotide messenger RNA. The record is from the annotation of a GenBank genome assembly. Lineage: Eukaryota; Metazoa; Nematoda; Chromadorea; Rhabditida; Meloidogynidae.